AUGACAUCCAUAACUAAAACAUCCAGAAAACAAAUAAAGACCACAACUGUGCAUGGCAAGCGAGAACAUCCUUCUCAAAUAGCAAGCGGCUCUAUAUUACCACAGGGAAGAUAUCUAAAGCCAGAAGAGAUCGAAUAUGAAUUUGGUGGCCCGGUCGGUGUUCUUGGUAUGUUAAUCGGGUUCCCACUGUUAAUGUAUUACAUGUGGUUAUCUGCUGAGUUUUAUAAUGGCAAACCAGCAUUACCUAAGGAAAACACUUUAGAGUCAUGGAGGCAGCUACUUUCAGACUUAUACCAUUUAUUCUUGCAACAUGGUGUUCCAAGUUUGUAUUCGUGGUCUAUAUUUGGAAUUUUUUUGUCUCUUCAAUCUGUCUUUUACGUUACGUUACCAGGGGUUUGGACCAAGGGCCAACCUCUAACUCACUUGAAGGGAAAACAGUUACCCUACUACUGUAACGCCAUGUGGUCUUUUUAUACCACCCUAGUGCUAGUUUUGUCCUUGCAUUUCAGCGGUAUUUUCAGAUUAUACACUAUUUUAGAAAGAUUUGGUGAAAUUAUGACUUGUGCUAUCAUAACCGGAUAUGCCUUUUCAUUGAUAUUAUAUUUAUUCACUUUAUUUGUCUCGGGUGAUUACCAUAGAAUGACUGGUAACCAUUUGUACGAUUUUUUCAUGGGAGCUCCUUUGAAUCCACGUAUUGGCAUCAUUGAUCUGAAGAUGUUCUUUGAAGUGAGAUUACCUUGGUUCACGUUAUUUUUCCUAAGUUUAGGUGCCUCAUUGAAACAAUAUGAUAUGUAUGGUUAUGUCUCUCCUCAAUUAGGCGUCGUUUUAUUGGCUCAUUAUUUGUACGUUAAUGCGUGCGCUAAAGGUGAAGAAUUAAUUGUUCCAACUUGGGACAUGGCCUAUGAAAAAUUUGGAUUCAUGUUAAUUUUUUGGAAUAUUGCUGGUGUUCCAUACACUUAUUGUCAUUGCACUUUAUUUUUAUACUACCACAAUCCGAUUGAAUACCAAUGGUCUACCCCAUAUAACGUUUUGUUGUAUUCUGUUUUGCUGUUUGCUUACUACUUUUUUGAUACCACUAAUGGCCAAAAGAAUUCUUUUAGAAAACAAAUGGCAGGUGAUAAACAUAUUAGAAAGACAUUCCCAUUUUUACCAAGACAAGUUUUGGUUAAUCCUAAAUAUAUGGUCACUAAAAAUGGGUCUUAUUUAUUAAUUGAUGGUUGGUACAAAUUGGCUAGAAAGAUCCAUUACACUGCUGAUUGGACACAGUCCUUAGUUUGGGCCUCCAGUUGUGGGUUUGCAUCUCCUUUCCCAUGGUUUUUCCCGGUUUUCUUUUUCAUUGUUUUGGUUCAUAGGGCGUUAAGAGAUCAACGUAAAUGUGAAAAGAAAUAUGGUGAAGAUUGGAAGAUUUAUUGUCAGCAUUGUCCAUAUUUGUUUAUUCCAUAUGUGUUUUAG
Molecule: messenger RNA, 1452 nt
Organism: Saccharomycodes ludwigii
Lineage: Eukaryota; Fungi; Ascomycota; Saccharomycetes; Saccharomycodales; Saccharomycodaceae
Gene: ERG4
Product: delta(24(24(1)))-sterol reductase
Exons: 1
Coding region: 1-1452 (483 amino acids)
Biological process (GO): ergosterol biosynthetic process
Cellular component (GO): endoplasmic reticulum membrane
Molecular function (GO): Delta24(24-1) sterol reductase activity
Source: RefSeq, a predicted model, not a curated record